AUGUCAAGACGAGGGCUCAUGCCCGCAUUCCUUUUUUCGAUACUCACCAUUCCCUCCUGCGCAUCGGAAAACAACGCCCUAAACAAUUUCUCGAAACGAGACCCCAAGAAAGCUACGCAGUCGCUGAGUUUUGAUGGUGGGUUUUGGUUCGCCGACGUGAAGGCCGGAGAUGGCUCAGGCAUGAAUCUGCUUGUCGACACCGGCUCGACAAACGUGGUUCUCAACGCGGGAAGAUACAAGCCGUCCAAACACUCGGUGAACACGAAUGAGCCUUUUGCCGUCGCCUAUGGAACGGCCGAGGGCAAUGGCACGGGGUCGGCGUUUAUCAACGGGACGCUCUAUCAGGACACGGUGACCCUUUCGGGUCUCGCGGUCGAGAAUCAGACCCUCGGCGUCGCCAACGCGUCCGACUCGUCGACGACCUAUCCUCACGACGGCAUCAUCGGAUUCGGGGCGCAACGCUUUGCAGCAGACAAUGCCACGUCCUGGUUCCACAAUCUCUGCGAGAACGACCUGGUGGAUGAGUGCCGUUUCGGGCUUGCACUGAGUGACGCCGCCUCUGGAUCGCUGGUGGUUGGCACACUCGGUAGCGGUUUGUUUGAUGGGAAUUUGACCACCACGCCAAUCGCCGAAGAGUGGUUCACGUAUGGUGACAUCGUCGUGGGAGGGCAAACGCUGGAAAAGGACGCCAUUGUCGAGUUCGACAGUGGCAGCGCCGCGGUUGUUGGCCCAACCGACGCCGUGACCGAGCUCUUCACCUCGCUCGGUGCCGUCGUCUCCACCGCAUCGACUCCUGACGGUCUUCUCUUGACGGCGCAAGUCUCCUGCUCGAUCAACGCCACGGUGGGGUUCCGCUUCCCGUCCAGCAAUGUCACCGCCACGGAUCAGAGCGUCACAGCCCAGACCUUCGACGUCGCCAUCGCCAGCCUGCUGGUUCCCUCGACAAACGCCUCGGAUCCGAACUGCACCGUUGCGCUGAUCGGACAGGACUUUGCGGACCUGCCGGGCUUGUGGGUGUUGGGCCAAUCUUUCUUUCAAGGCAAAUACAUUGAUCAUAACCUGGACGAUGGGACCAUCGGACUCGCCAAUUUGAAAGCCUCGCCCUCGAACUCAACGUCCGGUCCUUCUGGUUCUAAUUCCGGCAGCGGCAGUGGAGGUUCUUCCUCGACCAACUCCGCUGCUAGUCUUCGAGGUCCCGUCUAUCUGGUCUGCGGCCUGCUAAUAGCUUACUUUGGCUUUGGCUGGCCGAAAACCAUUCAGGACGCUCCUUGUGUCCAGAAACCCUUCCUAAGUCCCCUCAAUCUUCAACCUCCGGGGGGCGCAAAAAUGGUGAACAACUCUGUUGUCGUGCCCGUGGCGGUGCUCGCCGCCUUGUCGGUGGCAAUGUUCCUCUUCAUCUGCUGGUGGUUCCCUCGCCGCUACAAGAAGGGCGUGGAACAGGAGAUGAACAUUAUGGACAGCGAGCGGGCCGAGAGGGACGGAAUCCACGUCGACAUGGGCCAGGCACAGUUGGGCGAGGACGGCGCGCCGCGGAAGAAGACGCUCGAGGAACACAUUGCCAUCGCCCGGGAGCAGAUACGACGGGGCGGCCACAACCCAUCGACCACUCCAUAUUAA
Messenger RNA from Cladophialophora immunda, 1617 nucleotides. RefSeq lists its product as uncharacterized. The transcript is spliced from 6 exons. Gene Ontology annotation, biological process: proteolysis. Bases 1 to 1617 code for a protein of 538 amino acids. Gene Ontology annotation, molecular function: aspartic-type endopeptidase activity. Lineage: Eukaryota; Fungi; Ascomycota; Eurotiomycetes; Chaetothyriales; Herpotrichiellaceae. The record is from RefSeq and is a predicted model, not a curated record.